This is a messenger RNA of Cokeromyces recurvatus, 564 nucleotides long. RefSeq lists its product as uncharacterized. Gene Ontology annotation, biological process: protein ubiquitination. The transcript is spliced from 5 exons. Gene Ontology annotation, cellular component: cytoplasm. The record is from RefSeq and is a predicted model, not a curated record. Gene Ontology annotation, molecular function: ubiquitin protein ligase activity. NCBI's taxonomy places the organism in Eukaryota, Fungi, Mucoromycota, Mucoromycetes, Mucorales, Mucoraceae. Bases 1 to 564 code for a protein of 187 amino acids.
AUGUCAAGUUAUUUUGAUGAACUUGGAAUUCAAUCAAAUCAUAACAAGAAAAAAACUUACGACGUUGAUCUUGAUGCUUUUAUGAAUCCACAGUCAGGAUCACUUUCAUCGUCAAGUUAUGGACAACAGGAAGAUACUGUAUCUAAUGUUCAGCGAUUAAUUCAAGCAGCAAACUUUUUUAGACAUUUUCAAGAACAGAUGCAAGCAGAAGGAGAUGCUGAUCAAGAACAAUUUCUAGAUAAUCUCGUUUCACAAUUACUAGAAGAGUCUCAAAGUAAUGCAAAGGGACCGCCACCAGCGUCUAGAAGAUUUAUUGAUACUUUACCUGUGGUAAAACAGGAUAAAUUAAAUAGUGAUGAGACAUGUAUUAUUUGUAAAGAUAAUUUAAAGACAAGCGAAAGUAUUAUAACUCAAAUGCCCUGUGGACAUUAUUUUGAUCGUGAUUGUAUUGUUCCUUGGUUAGAAUUACACAAUACAUGCCCUUUAUGUCGUUUUGAAGUUGAAACAGAGAAAAAGGUACAAGAGGAAGAAGAGGAAGAGCAACGUAGUUGGAUGUAUGGGUAA